AUGCUCUACUUGUUAAAUGACCUUCUCCACCAUGCCAAAUACCACGGUGCCGAUGUCGCCCUUCGCAACAACCUGUCACAAUCUCUCGAGCCAUUCCUGGCUGACCUCUUCCAAUUCGGCGCAUCGGGGGCCAAGACACGCGUGCGGAGACGACUGUCUGAUUUGGUCCAACUAUGGAAAGAAGAGGAGUACUUUGGCAGACAUGUUAUCAAUCAACUGCACGAUGUCUUAGCUGGCACAACCACUGAGACGAAACCGACGCUUGAACCAGAGGCCCAGCGCAAACAGAGAGAUACUGAGCUCCCAUACCUCAUUCCCUCGACGCACGGCGACCCUUCAUUGCCGUUUUACGAUCUCCCAGCUGGUAAUCUGAUGCGUCACAUUGUCCCGAACAGCUCACAGCCGAUACAGCCUGACGAGGUCCGGGCACUCCAGUUUUCUGCGGGCCCCGCAGAUGAGAGCCUAGUCAAUGCACUCAAAGACUUUUUGAACGAUGUCAAGGGCAUUAAGGACACCCUUCCCAACCUCGAAGAGUCCGGAUUGUCUCCAGAGAUUGACGAGAUGGGUCAGAUCUCAUACCAUGAUGAGGCUGGAGAUCUGGUCGGCGAUACAUAUUAUGGAUGGUCUCGAAACGUGCUAGGAGGGGUUCUGAUGACUCCUCUCGACGGACGAGAUCAAGAAGCUCGGAUCGCAGUCGAAGUGCGACACCUCACAAGCGCAGACGUCGCAGCAAUUCGACCAAUGGACGUUCCGGAUCCUCAAGGUCGUAUAGCAGGUCACCUCGCAGACGCACCUCAGAUAGACUAG
This is a messenger RNA of Cladophialophora psammophila CBS 110553, 807 nucleotides long. RefSeq lists its product as uncharacterized. The record is from RefSeq and is a predicted model, not a curated record. Bases 1 to 807 code for a protein of 268 amino acids. The transcript is spliced from 2 exons. Gene Ontology annotation, biological process: intracellular calcium ion homeostasis. Gene Ontology annotation, cellular component: perinuclear region of cytoplasm. NCBI's taxonomy places the organism in Eukaryota, Fungi, Ascomycota, Eurotiomycetes, Chaetothyriales, Herpotrichiellaceae.